This is a messenger RNA of Alligator sinensis (Chinese alligator), 3493 nucleotides long. RefSeq names its product pyrin domain-containing protein 1-like. The record is from RefSeq and is a predicted model, not a curated record. NCBI's taxonomy places the organism in Eukaryota, Metazoa, Chordata, Crocodylia, Alligatoridae. Gene Ontology annotation, cellular component: cytoplasm. Bases 374 to 724 code for a protein of 116 amino acids. The transcript is spliced from 2 exons.
CGUGCGAGUGGUUUAUCUACAUGUGGAUUCAACUGCGUCCGAUUUGAGUGCAUCCUGAUAGAUACAUUACAAAAAAGGACGUAUCCCAUAUAUUAGACUCUAGCAUAGGAAUGAACCACUCUUCAUCUUCCAUUUCUCACAUGGCUUGUUUGGCUCCCUUCAGAGGCCCCAGAACCACACGAUCCAUAACUGAUGCAAUGAACUCACCGUGCAAUAAGUUUCGCUGACCGCACAUGCAAAGUGAAACUUCUUGAAUUACAGCAGGAAGCAAGACGAUGAGAACGAGGCAGAGAGAGCUGGCUUCACACCCGUUUCUGCCUUCAUUUCCUUUCUGGGAUUUCCCAGAGCCAAGAGCAGCUCGGUGCAGGGUGGCAUGGAGAGGACAAUCCGGGACAGCCUGCUAGAGGCCCUGGAGGACCUUGAGGAGCAGAAAUUCAAGGAGUUCAAGUUCAAACUUGAUGACAUCCCGGUGAAGGACGACUGCAGGAAUAUCCCCCGGGGCCGGCUGGAGCAGGCAGACCGCCUGGACCUCACGAACAUGCUGAUCAGUUUUUAUGGGCAGGACUAUGCCAUGGAGGUGACCAUAGCUGUGCUGGAGGCCAUCAACAGGAAGGAUCUGGCCUUCAGACUCCGACGCCUUUCAUUGACCGCUUCCAGGCCCAGUGAAUCCAGCAGAUCAUGGCGGUGGAAGGCAUCCUGGGCCUGCUCUAUGGAGAAGUCCUGACCACCAAGCAGUGAGUACAAUACACGUCAGGAUCAGAUGCGCCCCCUGUACGAGCUGGUGCUGGGCUGGGACCGGCGGUGCAAAGUCUGCCUCUACAAGGUGCUGCGAGCAGGAACAAGUGUCUCAUUUGGGAGCUGGAGAGGACCUAAAGAGAGGAAGUUGUAUAUAUCAGUGGCACUGCCAGAGAAGGCCUGGACAUGACCCACAUCUCUCCUAAUGAGCUGCCCCUGAACUUUGCUCCUCUUCUGGUUCUCUCUUGCUCCCCUCAGCUCUGGCCCUGCCUCAUGUUGGUCGAGUUACCCUUGCUGAACCUCAUGAGACCAAAAUAGCCCUUAUAGGGCGCCUGUACACACCACGGGUUUUAAUCCUUAUUAAAUUCAGUAGGCUUAUAACAUUUAAACAUGUUUAUUUGGGAGCAUCGGACCUGUGUUUACAUGCGGUAGGUUUUUGCACGAAUGAAGCUGGGUCCCUACCGGUGCCACAGGAGAGCAGGUUGGUCCAGCACUGCCCGCUCUAGAGCCCGGGCCCCCCACCCACUCCCUGCCUGGGCCCUGCCAGCAGGGAGCAAACCACACCAGGAAAAAAAAAAGCAGAAGCAAUUCGAAAGUGAAAGAAAUCAAAGGCCUGAGCUACAAGAAGGGUGCAGCACCAUCUCGUGGACAAGAGGCUCCUUACGACUGUGAGUGCCUUUGUGUUCAAUCCACGGACGUGACGCUUUACUUCCUGGCGAGCCAAAAUAAACUACGGCUGAGGAGUUUUAGUUAAUGCACCAGGAAGGCUUUUAAAGGGUCCAGAAAUCCCUCUGGUGUAAACAGACACACAGGUGCAGGACAAGAAAGGGCAAAAAACGUGGUGUGUACAAGGGCCCCUCAACCCCCCCAAAAAGCACAGCAGGGUGCAUCUACACACGCUGUUAAUUUGAAGUAGGCCUCAUUGAACUGGUCUCACAUUGAUCUAGUUGCCACACGUUGGUCUAGUUGUCCUUGUUGAACCUCAUGAGAUUCCUUUUGGCCCAAUCCUCCAAUGUGUUGAGGUUACUCCAAAUCCUAGCCCUACCCUUCAGCGUAUCUUCUACUCCCGCUAUUUACUACCCCUGCUACUCCUAAACCCAUCUCUUUUGGGCAGCUCAGCCCAGCAGGCCCCUCGUGCCCUCGCCCUAAGCUUCCCCCUGUCUCUAAGUGCAACGCUUUGGCUACAUCCAAGUCUAUGGGUCUAGCUCAGCAGCUUCCAACCUUUUCUUUCAUUGGCGGGCCUCCGACCAAAUUCCAGCUGGAGGUGUGGAUGGCGACUACAAGCAGAUCAUUACUGAUGAUAUGUCACGUCUUCUUCCGUGGACCCCUUAGACAUAGUUUGCUGACCCAGGAUUCAUGCACCGCAGGUGGGAAACCAGGCUAGAUCAUUGAGAUGUGACGGCUGGAAGGGAUCUCAAGCAAUCAACUAGUCAACCGAGGAUUGAACCUGCUUAUUAGGGCCCAGCUGCUCAAAGCAAGUCCAUUGGAGGCUGUCCUUGGCCAUGGGGAUGUUCCCCAAUCGUCUGUGACAUUCAUCGUAGGCCUUAAAGGCUCCCGUGAAAGGAUUCUUGUAUGGUGACAUCUUCCUCUUCAAGCUACACACAAAGGAAAGACGUCUAUAUGGACACCGUUAUUGGCCGAAAGCUAUUGUUGAGCUGUUGUUUGCCGUUCAUGCCUGGUCAAGGCAAAAAAAGUCCAGCGCAGCAAACUGGAUGUGCCGAUAUGUUCCCCGAGGAAGAAGAGCCAUUGGGGUUAUCCGAACCUGGAGAAGCGGGAGGGCAUAUCAUUGAGGUUGUGGCCUCUGGCACUAAGCCUGGAAUAGGUGCACCUUGAUGGGGAGGCAUAAUUAUGGCCGAGGGUGGGAGGAAAUGGGGGGGAGCAAUAAACAUGGCUGCUACCACACCUUGUACCCCAAACCCUCGCAUUCGGGAACCAGUGGGUCAAGAGAGUGAAAGCUGCAGAGGCAGGAGUCUGUACUCAUCCUGGGUUACUCAGCAGAGAGGGCACACUCUUAUACUAAGGGCCCUGGUACAUGGUGCAUAUAUUACCAACUGAGGGGUGAAUCACGCAAUAACUUGAGGCCAGCCACAUGUGCAAAGCAAUUGUCGUGCAAUGAAUGAGUGAUUUGCACGAUAAAUUUAAGCUGGCCAUGCGCACAAAGUAAUUAUCACACAUUGAACAGGUGAUUCACGCAAUACAUUGAGGCCGGCCGCACGUACAAAGUAAUCACUGCAUAGUGAAUGGGCGAAUCACGCAAUAAAUUGAAACUUGCCACACAUGCAAAUUAGUUAUCACACAGAGAAUAGGGGAAUUGCCCCAUAAACUGAGCUUGGCCACACAUGAAAAUUAUCACACCGUGAGCGGGCAAAUCGCACAAUAAAUUGACACCAGCCAUGUAUGCAAAGUAAUUAUCACACAACAAAUGAGUGAAUCACACAAUAAAUUGAGACCGGCUGGGCGUGUAAAGCAAUGAUUGCACAGUGAAUGGCUGAAUCUCAUAAUUGAUUGAGACCAGACACACGUGCAGAGUAAUUAUUGCAUAGUGAACAGGCAAACUGCAAUAAAUUGAGACUGGCCUGGCAUGCAGAGUAAUUAUCAUCACACAGCGAACAGGUGAAUCAUGUAAUAAAUUGAGACUGGCCACAUGUGCCAAGUAAUCAUUGCAUAGUGAACGGGCAAAUCGUGCAAUAAACUGAGACUGGACAAACAUGCAAAUAAUGAGCACACAGCGACUGAAUGAAUGAAGGGCGCAAUCAGU